AACUUAAACUUCAUCAAAACUCCCGCAGAUGUCGCCGGUUAAACUGUCAAAAUCUAUAUAACCUCAAAAAUAGAUAUUUCACCUAAAAAUUGAUAAUGCGGCACUUAAAAUUCAUAGCAAGGACGAUUUUCGUGCAAAAUAACGACGUGGAUGCGGCCUGCCGUACUUUGAACCGCAUUUUAGGCCGUGAAGAUAUUCUGGACCAAUUUAGAAGAACGAGGUUUUUUGAAAAGCCCCACCAGUUCCGCAGGAGGAUAAAUUUCGAGAAAUGCAAAGCUAUUUACAAUGAAGAUAUGGAUCGUAAGAUUCAGUUUGUUUUAAGGAAAAACAGGGCAGAUCCUUUCCCGGGAAGUUUUUAGCUUUGUAUUUUGUGAAUGUUAGUGAAAUAUAGUUAUGUAAGUGUUA
Messenger RNA from Brassicogethes aeneus, 405 nucleotides. The record is from the annotation of a GenBank genome assembly. NCBI's taxonomy places the organism in Eukaryota, Metazoa, Arthropoda, Insecta, Coleoptera, Nitidulidae.